CUGGACCGGAUGUUGUGUUGAUGCUGCUGCCGGCGGAACACAAACCAAGGCUCGCAGACGUGAUAAAAUAUCCCAAUUUGUUUUUGAAAGUAUCUGGAACUAGUUUUUUUUAAAUGUCAGUCUGAGGUGUGACAGUCAGACAUGAGUGUCACUCUGGAUAUAAGACUGAAAAGAGCAAACAAAGUCUAUCAUGAGGGGGAAGCGGUGACUGGUGUCAUUGUGCUGGUGUGUAAGGAGCCGCUGCAGCACCAUGGCAUCUCUCUGAGCAUGGAGGGACUGGUGAACCUGCAGCUGAGCUCCAAGAGCGUCGGCGUCUUUGAGGCUUUCUACAACUCUGUCAAGCCCAUCCAGCUGAUCAGCAGUAACAUUGAGGUGGCCAAGGCAGGAAAGAUCCCAGGAGGCAAGACUGAGAUCCCCUUUGAGUUCCCUCUGCAGACAAAAGGCAACAAAGUGCUGUACGAGACCUACCACGGUGUCUUUGUCAACAUUCAGUACACCCUCCGCUGUGACAUGAAGCGCUCUCUGCUGGCCAAAGACCUGAGCAGGAACUGUGAGUUCAUUGUACAUUGUCAGCCACAGAAAGCUAAAGUUGCCCCUACUCCAGUCAACUUCACCAUCACUCCGGACACCUUGCAGAACAUCCGCGAGAGGAGUGCACUACCAAAGUUUCUCAUCAGAGGCCAUUUAGACGCCACCAACUGUGUGAUCAGCCAGCCAUUGACUGGAGAGUUGGUGGUGGAGAACUCAGACGUUCCCAUUAAGAGUAUUGAACUGCAGCUUGUGCGAGUAGAGACCUGUGGUUGUGCUGAAGGCUAUGCCAGAGAUGCCACAGAGAUCCAGAACAUCCAGAUAGCUGAAGGUGACAUCUGCCACGGCCUCUCUAUUCCCAUCUACAUGGUUUUCCCCAGGCUAUUCACCUGCCCCACACUGGAGACCACCAACUUCAAAGUCGAGUUUGAAGUCAACAUCGUCAUCGUGCUGCAUGAUGAUCAUCUGAUCACAGAAAACUUCCCCCUGAAACUCUGCAGAGUCUGAACCUGGACCUCACACCUGCACUCAGGUAACCUCCCUGGGGACCUGCUGCUGUGGAUUCUGACCCUUCAUACAACCCACCAGGACUGUGCAGAGGACAUGAUCCUGCCCCAGUUUUGUUCUCUGUGGAGCUCUGAACUGAUUUUCUGCUCAAUGCAACUGCUCCUCUAAAGCUGGAAACAGAAAUAAUGCUAACCCAGAGGAGCUGUACAGAUGAAUUAUGUGACUUGAGAGCCUGCCAGAAUCUGGAUUUAUAUAAAUAUUGUUCAAUAAUGUUAGUUAUAUUUCAGUUAAAUAAAUGUCACAUUCUUGUAGACCAUAAUAUUAAGUUAAGGUAUAUUCAGUCAUUUAAGAUUUCCAAACUUUGGCCAUGUGAGAUGUGACAGAUAAACGUGUCAAAGUUGAGCUCAAGACAAGACAGUUUUAUUUCUUAAGUGGGAUAUAAACUAGUGUCUUCCAGCACAUCAACAUUUUAACGAUACAAAAACUUAAAAGUCGAUGUUUUUUUGUUUUUUUUUUAGAUUUAAUGAAAUAAUAUGUAAAAUAAAAUUAUAAACAUAAAAGCAGAUAUUGGAACAGUAUGCAACAGGGUGAUUAGAGUUAAGACAUUACGGGGCUUGACGUCUCCUUCCAGGCAGCAUGGGGAAAUCCUCAGGCAGCAAGGCGUGAUCUCUGCAGGUGGGACAGGUGCUCUGCUCCUUCAGCCACGACCUUAUGCACUGAACACAAACGGAGCAAGUUCUGCACAUUAAAACCAGCCGCAGCCACCGUCCUCCCAUCAAAUCUAGGACAUGAUGUUCUAACUUAUUUUGUUAGAAACUGGAGUGAUUUCUUUUGAUAAACAAAUUUCAUUAACAUCUGUUUGUGGUUUCAUUCAUUCUUUACUCUGAGAGGGACUCACAGCAAGCUUUUGUGAAGUCCUGCUUAUUUCUUUUUCACAAGCUUGCAGGGAUUCCCUUAAGUUUUCCUGAGAUGUUGAGUUUGCAAUGCCAAAAACAUGUUAAAUGAAGUCACAAUGACCUUUAACUUUGACCACCAAAUUCUAAUCAAGUCAUGAAUGUGCAAAAUUAAAGAAAUUCCCUCAAACAA
This is a messenger RNA of Lates calcarifer (barramundi perch), 2121 nucleotides long. It is a transcript of the gene vps26c, whose product is annotated as VPS26 endosomal protein sorting factor C. The coding region runs from base 142 to 1035 and encodes 297 amino acids. Lineage: Eukaryota; Metazoa; Chordata; Actinopteri; Centropomidae. Gene Ontology annotation, biological process: intracellular protein transport. The transcript is spliced from 8 exons. Gene Ontology annotation, cellular component: endosome. The record is from RefSeq and is a predicted model, not a curated record.